CGGCGGAUCCCGUCUAUACCCCAUGGUCCUUUUGGAGUCCCCAGUAUCCUCUACGGACUAGGAGAAAAGGAUUUGCCGGUAGGUAUUAAAAUCCUAUUAUUUAGCAUAAAAUUUCCCUUUUCCCCAGCGCCAUAGGUGGUUUAUUUAGUCAUCUUUUUUCUCUCCAUUUGAUCUAUUGGAUCUUGGUGAAUCCAAAUGAAUAAAUUACCCCAUAGGCUGCUUUCCCUUGCGCCAAGUUGUGUCUCUUACAUACCACAAUUUUUUUUUUGCCUUAUACCCUAUACAGCAUACAGGGGCUGUGUUAUAUAGUAUACAUCAUACAGGGGCUACGUUAUACAGCACACAGAGCUGCCUUAUACACUAUACAUCAUACAGGGUCUACAUUAUACAGCAUACAGGGCUACAUUAUACACUACAUCAUACAGGGCUACACUAUACAUCAUACAGGGCUACAUUAUACACUAUACAUCAUACAGGGCUACACUAUACAGCAUACAGGGCUGCCUUAUACACUAUACAUCAUACAGGGUCUACAUUAUACAGCAUACAGGGCUACAUCAUACACUAUACAUCAUACAGGGCUACACUAUACAUCAUACAGGGCUACAUUAUACACUAUACAUCAUACAGGGCUACACUAUACAGCAUACAGGGCUGCCUUAUACACUAUACAGCAUACAGGGGCUACAUUAUACAUCAUACAGGGUUACACCCUGCCAUCUGACCCUUUCCCUCCUGUGCUAUACAUCAUACAGGAGACAAAAUUCUAGAGCUAAUUGCGAUAAUGACAAGGGAUAACCUGGAUAUUGUCAAAUGAAUACCGUGAUUGCAUAAUUCUAGAAGCCAUGGAAAUGGAGAACGAUGGGCUGGAAUGUGACACCGUGACGCGGCCCACAAACCUACUCAUCACCUGCACCAACACAGAGACCCGGCCGGGGGAGUCAGAUCUGGAGGAUGCGGCACAGCAGCAGGUGUCCACCCUCACCGAACAAUACCACUUUAUCGAUCAAAACGGACAUGGCAUUCGCUAUGAGAUUCAGGCUGUGUCUGGCACCAGCCCACGGAUGAUGAUCUUAACCAAUGAGUGUGACAAUGGACAGGUGUAUCAUGUCAUUCCUUCUCCGCAGUCAGGAACAGCCCAGCUGCUCAUCCCUCAGGGGAUCGAGCCUGUAGAGCACAACCAGCCCAGCGACAACCGAGAGACCGGAACAGAUAGUGCUGCGCCAGAAAACACAAGCAGCGUAAUCAUUCACUCCAACACCUCACUCGCCGUGUCAAAGAAGUCACCUACCAGGUGGAGUGUAGAGCAGUUUCAGAAACCUCUUCAGCCGCUUCCUCCCAACAUUCCCGUCUGGGCACGUCGUCUCAGGAACUGUGAGAAGCUCAGGUACUGUAAGGUGCAGACUUUUGUACUUAUCGCAAACUCCAUUGGAAAUUUGUCUGUUUUACUUGUAGGAAGCCGAGCGAUUGUGAUGGAAUGUCAGUACGGGCCACGGAGGAAAGGAGCACAGCCCAAAAAGGGCAGUGAGAGCGACAAUAUUAGUGGGCAGCUGUACAAAGCCACAUGUCCAGCGAGAAUAUACAUCAAAAAGGUAAAGAAAUUCCCUAAUUACAGAGUUCCUACAGAUCCAAAGAUUGACAAGAAACUAAUUAAAAUGGAACAAGAGAAAGCGUUUAACUUACUAAAAAAGGAUUUGGACGGAAUAGAGGGAGUCUUAAGGUGGUAUGUCCAGUUACCUGACCAGGAAGCUCACCAGUAUCACAGUCUGGAUGGAAGUUGUUUCUCUCCCUCACCUGCCCCAUUCCAGCCGGUCACUGAGGAGGAAGAGGAGAUGCUGUGUGAUGAGGGCUCUGGGCAGCUCUCCCGCCUUCACCCUUGUGUAGCUGAUAAGAUCCGGGAACUGGUGUCUGGAGGAAUGGAGGAGGUGUAUGCUGUCAGGAAGCAGCUAAGGAAAUUUGUGGAGCGAGAGCUCUUCAAACUAGAUGAAAUUCCUGAACGACAUAACCUGUCCUACUUCCCAACCGUGAAUGACCUAAAAAACCACAUUCACGAGGCACAGAAAGCUCUGGGAAAUGCAGAACUCAUCUAUGAUCAAGAAGCUAUCCCAGGAGCAGUCAGAGAGGUCUAG
Molecule: messenger RNA, 2129 nt
Organism: Pseudophryne corroboree (corroboree frog)
Lineage: Eukaryota; Metazoa; Chordata; Amphibia; Anura; Myobatrachidae
Gene: CARF
Product: calcium responsive transcription factor
Exons: 11
Coding region: 846-2129 (427 amino acids)
Biological process (GO): regulation of transcription by RNA polymerase II
Cellular component (GO): nucleus
Molecular function (GO): DNA-binding transcription factor activity, RNA polymerase II-specific; RNA polymerase II cis-regulatory region sequence-specific DNA binding
Source: RefSeq, a predicted model, not a curated record